Eucalyptus grandis is the source of this 1256-nucleotide messenger RNA. RefSeq names its product beta-glucosidase 12. The transcript is spliced from 10 exons. Gene Ontology annotation, biological process: carbohydrate metabolic process. NCBI's taxonomy places the organism in Eukaryota, Viridiplantae, Streptophyta, Magnoliopsida, Myrtales, Myrtaceae. The record is from RefSeq and is a predicted model, not a curated record. Bases 16 to 1248 code for a protein of 410 amino acids. Gene Ontology annotation, molecular function: beta-glucosidase activity.
GAAGAUGUGGGGAUAAUGGCAGAAAUGGGGUUAAAUGCCUACAGAUUCUCAAUCUCAUGGUCUCGAAUUAUACCUAAGGGAAAGGUAAAGGGAGGCAUCAACAAGGAAGGAGUGCAAUACUACAACAACCUCAUCAAUGAACUCCUUGCCCACGGUAUUCAACCUUUCGUGACACUAUUCCAUUGGGACCUUCCCCGAGCCCUAGAGGAGGAGUAUGGUGGUUUCUUGAGUCCUUGGAUUGUAGAUGAUUUCCGGGACUAUGCGGAGGUUUGCUUCAAGGAAUUUGGUGACAGAGUCAAACAUUGGAUAACUCUGAAUGAGCCAUGGACAUAUAGUGUCGGUGGAUAUGCCAAUGGACAAUUGGCACCAGGUCGAUGCUCCGAUUGGCAAAUGCUCAACUGCACAAGUGGUGAUUCAGGCACUGAGCCAUAUAUCGUCGGACACAACCAGCUUCUUGCUCAUGCCAACGUUUCUAAGUUGUACAAAGACAAGUAUCAGGCAUCUCAAAAAGGAGUUAUAGGAAUAACAUUGGUUUCUCAUUGGAUGGUGCCUUACUCAGAUGAAAAGCAUAAUCAAAAUGCAAGGCGAAGAGCCCUCGACUGGAUGUUGGGAUGGUUCUUGGACCCGAUAACGUACGGCAACUAUCCACACAGCAUGCGCUUGCUCGUAGGAAAAAGGCUUCCCAAGUUCACGAAGGAGCAAUCACUGUUGGUGAAAGGUUCGUUUGAUUUUCUCGGGUUGAACUACUACACCUCGAACUACGCAAAGUACAUGCCUUACUCGAAUGCUUUGAAUUCAAGCUACCUGACCGAUGCUCGCACAAACCUCUCGACUGAACGCAACGGGAUUCCAAUUGGUCCUAGGGCUGCUUCAAGAUGGCUAUUUGUUUAUCCCAGUGGAUUACAUAGUCUUUUGAUGUACGUAAAGACUAAAUACCAAAAUCCACUCAUUUACAUAACUGAGAACGGAAUCGAUGAGUUCAACAACUCAACAUUACCAUUGGAGCAUCAAUUGGCUGACUGCAUGAGGAUCAAUUAUUAUUAUCGCCAUCUCUUGUACCUUUAUAAAGCAAUCAAGGAUGGUGUCAAUGUGAGGGGCUACUUUGCAUGGUCAUUGCUAGACAAUUUCGAAUGGAGCUGGGGAUACACUGUCCGAUUUGGGAUCAAUUAUGUCGAUUACAAGAAUGGAUUGAAGAGAUAUCCAAAACAAUCGGCAAUUUGGUUCAAGAGUUUUCUCAAUGAGUUUUGAGUCAAUAA